CCAUCUCCUGGGUCCUGUUCUCCUCCCGCCUGGGCUGCCUGGGGGACAGGAGGGACCCUGAGGCCACGGAGGCCACCGAAGGGGUGAUCCAGUGUGUGGGGGCAGUGCUGGCCCUGACGCUGGUGACGAUGGCACUGCCACGGCCCCUCCUGCGCCUCGUGCCCGCACCAUGGGACGCGUUCUGCCGUGCCUGGGACCACCUCUUCGCCUUCGCCAAGACACACGUGGACCAGCGCUUGGCCGCGGUGGCCGCGCGAGGGACAGCGCCCGAGGGGGACACUUGUGUCACCGACCUGCUGGCCAGGGAGCACUUCCCUCUGAGCAGCAUCUACGGCAAUGUCACCGAGCUGCUGCUGGCAGGGGUGGACACGGUGGCCAGCACACUGGCCUGGAGUCUGUACGAGCUGGCACGGCACCCGGGGGUGCAGGUGGCCCUGCACCGCGAGCUGCUGACUGCCACUGCCACCAGCGCUGUCCCCAGCGGGGACAGAGCCACCACGGACAGAGCCACCAUGGACAGCGCCACCGCCGCGGCCACCGCCACCGCGCUGCGACAGCUGCCACUGCUGCGGGCCGUGGUGAAGGAGACGCUCAGGCUGUACCCUGUCAUUCCUGACAACGCUCGAGUCAUCCCUGACCGCGACAUCCGCGUCGGUGACUACUUGGUGCCACGUCAGACCCUCAUCACCCUCUGCCACUACGCCACCUCCCGUGACAGCCACUUCUUCUCUGCGCCUGACACCUUCCGCCCGGAGCGGUGGCUGUGCCGCGGGGUCACCCCUGAGGACACCAGUGACACCUGUGGACACCCCUUUGCCUCUCUGCCCUUCGGCCUGGGCCCUCGCAGCUGCGUCGGGCGACGCUUGGCCGAGCUGCAGCUGCACAUGGCACUGGCACAGAUCCUGCUACGGUUCGAGGUGCAGCCAGAGCCCGGGGAGGACCCCGUGCGUCCCAUGACUCGCACUCUGCUGGCACCUGCCACCCCCAUCAGCCUGCGCUUCCUGCUGCGGUGA
Molecule: messenger RNA, 1013 nt
Organism: Acanthisitta chloris (rifleman)
Lineage: Eukaryota; Metazoa; Chordata; Aves; Passeriformes; Acanthisittidae
Product: 25-hydroxyvitamin D-1 alpha hydroxylase, mitochondrial
Exons: 6
Biological process (GO): cortisol metabolic process; C21-steroid hormone biosynthetic process; glucocorticoid biosynthetic process
Cellular component (GO): mitochondrial inner membrane
Molecular function (GO): monooxygenase activity; iron ion binding; heme binding
Source: RefSeq, a predicted model, not a curated record